Symsagittifera roscoffensis is the source of this 2550-nucleotide messenger RNA. RefSeq lists its product as uncharacterized. The transcript has 4 exons. The record is from RefSeq and is a predicted model, not a curated record. NCBI's taxonomy places the organism in Eukaryota, Metazoa, Xenacoelomorpha, Acoela, Convolutidae. Bases 1 to 2550 code for a protein of 849 amino acids.
AUGCUUGACAGCAUUGCUCAGCUUAAGAAUGAGCAACAAAAACGCGACCAGGAAUCAAACGAGAGAUCCGCUACUCUACUCCGAAUGAAAGUACAGGAGACGUUCUACAGCGCAUGUGAUUGUCUCGAUUCUGAGGAGAGCGAUUGUUCUGAAAAGGGAACCCAGACCCCUCGAAAGAAACAAAAGACUUGUUGUGACAAAGAAGAAGGGAAGUGUUACUGUUCAUCCAAUCAGGGAGGGGGAAGGGGAGGAGGGGGUGAUUUAGGUACUAUUACUUUGAGGAUUUGCAACGAGUGUGAUGGCGCCGGUGAUCACAAUUCGAACUCGAACAACAAUAACCAACUGGCUCUUCCAGGAGGAUGUAAUUGUAAAGGAGACCACAGUAACUCUCAAGCGCCUGGACAGUGCUUCUGCUCGACAAACGUGCCGCCGGACCAGCAAAGUUCACAACAGUCCAAAUGCUUCUGCAACUCAAACACUCAAAACUCAAACAACUUCCAUCCUUCGCAAUCGCAUCAAGACCCAGGUCCACGUCACAGCAACCAGAACUCUAUGCAAGUCAGUUACAUGACAAGCAACUAUCAGUCAAAUCCUCAGGCGCAGACUGACAGUCAAAUAGUAGCCAGAAACAGCUCUUAUUACAAUGAUGGCAAUGACAUGAGAUCCUCGAUGCCCAGAUACUUGUCCACACAAAACAGCAUCAAUAACAAUAACAACAAUGAAGGAUACAUGUCGGUCUAUACUCAUCAGCAAGGAUCCGGAGAACCCCUUCUGAUCGCGAGCUUCCGAAAAAUGAAAAAACAAAAACAGCCCGGACAACGCAGGAAGAAACAAUUCAGACGUCCAAGAAAUCAAAUCCAGGAAGCUCCUCAGAUAAACUUGAACGAUGUUCCGCUUUGUAGAUGUAGCACACCCGAGAACGCAAAUGGAUCGCAACCUGAUUCCAGAUUAGAUAACCGGCGACGUCGACGAAGUUCCAGUAUGGUUCCACAAGGCUAUCAAAACAACCCUUCAGUCGAUACUAAAACCGUGAAAUUGUGCUGUUGUCAAGGUAAGACUGAACAAAUAACCAAAGAAAUCAUCUACAUGAUGUUCAAAGAGAACCAAAAACCGAUUAAAAAAGGCAAGCGUAACAACGAUUGCGACUGCGACGAAUGUUCGGACGAAAGGCAAAAUAGCAGAAAAACAGAAAGCAAAAGAAAUACAUGUACAAAAGAAGAUGUUCAACAAAUGAUACUUCAAUCAGAAAACAUGAUGCUGAGGCAGUGUUUGAUGCAUCAGUCAAUGCUUAUGGCUCAAAGCAACAGCAGAAGAAAGCAUCGUAGCAGCAACCGAACACAAAAUGACAACGCGAACCAAACUACGGGAUCACAAUCUGGUGCAAAUGCUAACCAAUUUUCACAGAAUGCACUGACAUAUCCGUAUUCAAACGAAAAUGGAAACUUUCCUCAACAUAGGAGCAUAUUUGACGGUAUUGAUAGGUUCAAUUUCAAUAACCGCUACCAAGGAUUCAGUCAGAACCUCAACAAUAAUAACAACAUGUAUAGUCAACGUCAAAAUGAUUACAGCAAUCACAAUGGUCAAAACCUGGAGCAGGUCGGGAAAUGCUAUUGUACUCCUGCAACCGAUCCAAACGAUCAAACUAUGGCCUCAAACAACCCUAAUGAACAAAACACUGGUGUUUGUCAUUGCCAACGAAACAGUGAGCCAAAACCAGAACCUUUUCAGCAACGAAUUCAGCCUACAGUUGCUCAUGCAUCAGCUGGCAAUUGUUACUGCAAGGCUGUGAGUUGCAAAUGUGAUGACGCUGCUUCUGACAUUGACAGAGAAAUAGAAUUCAACACAGGACCUCAAACAAGCAACAAGAAGUUCCAAACUGUCACUGAAUCCCGCUCGAUAGGCUGCGAGUGUAAAAAUGACAAGCGAGUUCAGAAGAAUUCCCGCAACUGUUGCUGCAAAACUAACACAAACAAAAUGGCAGGUGAAAAUGAAGAGACUUCUGAAUUUUCAACGGACGAUGACUCAUCAAGUGAAGAUGUGCCAUGUCAUUGUAAUGAUUCUUCUCAGUCGCAGAGCCGCUCGCGUUGUUUCAACCAAUACGAAUGUCCAAGUCCAUGUAAUGUACCUUUCACUAGACGGCCAAUAAUGGGAGAGUCGCUUUACAUGGACGAAAGUCUCCCCCCUCUUCAUCCAUUCUGGGGUCCAACAUGUUCAUUGCCACCAGGGGGCCCUAGGCCUUGUCAAUCAAUCCGAGAUUACUACACCAUGCAGUGUGGUCAGAAUGAUGGGUGCACUGCCGCCGGACCAUGGGUUUCCCAGAAUAUGUGCAACUGUGGCUGUCUAGGAGGAAAAAAGACGUCAAAGAAAAAGAGUAAAGGAUCAUCGAAGUCGUCCGGGACGAAAAGCUCCAAGAGCUCAUCUACGAAAUCAUCUACAAAACGAUCAUCCACAAAAUCAUCUACGGUUCCGACAAACAUUUCGGAUCCCGUGUCAGAACCAUUCAGCGAAGAAGUAGAUGAGGAAGAUGAUGACAAGCUUCAAAAACCAUAG